AUGUCAAUCAUGCCUUUCACCGGCCAUAAUGUCGCAGGCCACCGGGUAUAUAGAACUACCAAGUAUUGCGCCGUGUGUCGCGAAAAACCUGCUGAUAAACGUCCGAAAAGUCAAACGGUCUACUUUUCCCCGUGCGGGCACUUUGUUUGCGAGACGUGCUUUGGCAGGGACCCGACCAAGUGUUUUGUGUGCGUCCAGUGCUCAACCUACGUCGCGCGGGCCACCGAAGGGCUUGCUUCCGAGUGCAAGCACCAGAUCCCGAUGGCCAGGUUGCCUGCGUACAUCCUACGGGCGAACAGGGCGGAGACUGAGGUGGAGGGUCUAGCAACCAACUUUUUUCUGGACCCUCUCGAAAAGAUGCCGAGUAAGUGCGCGCGGUGCAUCGCUUUGGGCAUCUUGCAAGAGAUCAUGGCUGAGGUUCGGGCGUCGGGGCUCCCUAAUUCCGAGAGGGCAUUUGUCUGCCUCGGUCAUGGCCUUGACGCCAUCAACGCGCGAGAGUUUCCCGCCCUGGGGCUUCACGAACUGGACGUCAUCAUAAACGCGCCCGAGCUGGAAGCCUUGGCGGAGAAGAAGCGCAGGAAACUUCGCAAUACGAUGCGCAACGUGUACAAGGAGCCCGGGUGGAGUCAUGGACUGGUUGAAGCAAAAUUCGUCUUUCGCUUAUGCCAGAUAACGUCCUGA
Molecule: messenger RNA, 681 nt
Organism: Hirsutella rhossiliensis
Lineage: Eukaryota; Fungi; Ascomycota; Sordariomycetes; Hypocreales; Ophiocordycipitaceae
Product: zinc-RING finger domain-containing protein
Exons: 1
Coding region: 1-681 (226 amino acids)
Source: RefSeq, a predicted model, not a curated record